Diorhabda sublineata is the source of this 1924-nucleotide messenger RNA. RefSeq names its product zinc finger protein on ecdysone puffs (gene Pep). Bases 209 to 1873 code for a protein of 554 amino acids. Gene Ontology annotation, molecular function: nucleic acid binding; zinc ion binding. Gene Ontology annotation, cellular component: nucleus. The transcript is spliced from 8 exons. The record is from RefSeq and is a predicted model, not a curated record. NCBI's taxonomy places the organism in Eukaryota, Metazoa, Arthropoda, Insecta, Coleoptera, Chrysomelidae.
GUUUCCGUUACGAGAUUGAUGACAUCAACAAACUCGAAUCGGCAAAUCGUUCAUCUUCCAUUUGGUUCGUCGUACGAAUUGGGUGUGAUUGUGAGUUAUUUAGCUCCUAGUAUAUUUCUUGAAAUCCUUGCUAAUAUAUUUGGUAAAACUAUCAGUUAAAUAGUUUUGACGUGAUUAUUGUUACCAGUUGAAUCAGGUUCAAAUUAUCAUGGCUAAUAGAAGAAUGGGCGGACCAAGCGGUGGCCUUCGAGGCAAUCGUUCUUUUAAUCAACCAUUUCAAGGAGGUAGUGUUAGCCCCUGGCAAGGGGCCAAUAGCGGUAAUCAGGGAUUGAUUUCCCAAAUUACUUCCAAUCCCCAGCAACUUGCUCUUGCUCUCAGUAGCUUACUACAACCUCAACAACAGAAUCCACCAUCAUUACUUUCUUUGAACACGUCUGGUUUUUCUGGUCGGGAUAGAGAUUUCGGUCAAUUUGGUAGAGGCCGUGAUUUCAGGCGACACGAGCCUUACAGUAAGAAUCGCCAAGGUGGUUUCAACAGAAAUAGAAAGGGUCAAAACCAGAAAAAGAAGGAUGAUAUUAAGAAAGAAGAAGUAUCUGGGGAUGAAGCCAAUGAAGAGGGAGAAACCAAAAGAGACUGGAAGGAUGAGAAGAACAACAGUGAAGAUAAAAAAGAAGAGACUGAAGAAGAAGCUAAGCUGAGAAAGGAAAAAGAAGAGAAAGAAGGGCCUUAUUAUGACAUUCCUGUGAAAUUAUUGAGCUGUUUUGUUUGCAACAAAGAAAUGUGGGAUGGCGAAUCCAUGAAGAAACAUGUUAAGGGUCGUGCUCAUAGACAAAUGUUGGAUAGUUUAGAAGAAAGCAUCCAUAUCACUGUAAACAUCCUUAGGGAAAAUAUGCGUCUUCUUGAAGAGAAAAAACUUAUCGAAUUAAACCGUGUUCAGCGUGUUACUAAGAGAUUCAAUAAACCUGAACCUGAAAGUCAUUGCAACAUGUGUGAUCUCAAAUUUUUGGGAAAAAUAAUUGCCCAUCGAAAAACUGAGGGUCAUCAACGUCUAAAACACUAUUUGCAUCCAAACUGCCGUCUAUGCUCCAAGGAAUUUCCUUCAAGAAUGGAAUGGAUUGAACAUCGUUUGUCUCCAGACCAUCUUAGAAAAUUAGCCAAAAAUUUGGCUGAAAAAGCUGGUGGUGCAGAUGGUAGUGAUAUUAUUGAAGAUGAAGAGGAAGAAGCCAAUGAUUUGCCAUUGGAGCCUCUUCUUGAAGAACCAUUAGAAAUGGAAGCUGAAAAUCCAAUUUUGGAAUUCACUGACAAUUUAUCUGGAUUACAAAAUCUGAUGCCUGUAUAUAAAGCAGAUAGAGCAGUUGCCACUGAAAGCUUGCAACAAUUCUGUGGUUUCGUAUGUGAAUUGUGUCACAGAAGUUUUACUAAUGAAGAUUUAGCUCAGAAACAUUUGAAAACUAGACGACAUCAUGCAAAAUUCGUCGAGGCUCUUAAACUCAAAUUCAAAGAGCAGCAAAAGAGGGAAAAAGAAGCUAAAGAAGCAGAGAUUAAGAAAGAAGCCGAGAAGAAUGGACAAGAAGGCGAUUUAUACGAUCCAGAUGAACCCACACAAGAAACGCAAGAAGAUACUACUAUGGAAGGUGACUCAACAAUGGAACUAUCUCAAGAUGAGGCUGCCCCUGCUGAAAAUUGUGCGGAGGCUAUGGAAGCUGAAGAGGAAGAAGUAGCUGCUGCACCUCCGGCUCCAAAAGAAUCUCCAAAAGUUGUUGCUGCUACUCCAGUAAAAGGAAGGGCAGCCGCAGCAACGCCUGCAGCCUCUGCUACAGCAGGAGCUGUUAAAAAUGGAGCUGGUCCAAAAAGCAAGAAAACUCGUAAAUAAAUUCUGAAUCUUGGUCAUUACACUUUAGUUUUUAAGUAACCUUUUUAUUAA